This is a messenger RNA of Populus nigra (black poplar), 1422 nucleotides long. Its product is annotated as histone H2A.Z-specific chaperone CHZ1-like. The record is from RefSeq and is a predicted model, not a curated record. The coding region runs from base 104 to 790 and encodes 228 amino acids. The transcript is spliced from 2 exons. Lineage: Eukaryota; Viridiplantae; Streptophyta; Magnoliopsida; Malpighiales; Salicaceae.
AAUAAUGAAGCCCUCCUUUUCUUUAUUCACUACUUACUACCCCACAAACUCUCCUUACCGUAAACCCUAAUUUUCUUCAAUAAACCCCGAACAAAACCAAACAAUGGCAGAAACCGAAACCCAAAACGAACCCACAUUACCUACAAAACGCAAACUCGAUGACGACCCAAUUCCUGAAAAAGAUCAAGAACAAGAUAAUCACUACAACAAAUCGCAAAAAAUCGACUCACUCUCCAACAAUUCACCAAUCAUCCAGGAGAAACUCGCUGAGAACUCGCGAACUCUAGAACCUUCAAUCGAUAGCCAAAACGACAACGUACAAGAAGGACAAGAUGAAGAUGGUAAUCACUCCAACAAAUCGCAAAAAAUCGAUUCACUCGCCAACAAUUCACCAGUCAUCCGAGAGAAACUCACUGAGAACUCGCAAACUCUAGAACCUUCAAUCGAUAACCAAAACGACACCGUACAAGAAGGAGAAGUUGAAGAUGAAGACGAAGACGAAGAUGGUGAGGAAGAAGAUGGUGAUUAUGAGGAUGAAGAAGAGAACAGGGAGGAAGCGGUGGUGGACAGGAAAGGAAAAGGGAUAUUGAUUGAAGACGGAGACGAAGACGACGACGACGACGGGAGUGAAUUAGAGGGUGGCGAUGAUAGUGAGGAGGCAGAGGAGGAUGAUCCAUUGGCUGAAGUUGAUUUGGAUAACAUUUUACCAUCGAGGACGCGAAGAAAAGUUGUGCAUCCUGGAGUUUAUAUUGCUGCUUCCGCUGAUGAUGAUGAUGACAGUGAUGCGUGAUUUUAAAGCAAGCUUGAUUCAGUUUGACCCUUCCAAAUUUUAGCUAAAUAAGAGUUUGGGUCUCAACCUUUCUUCUAGGGCAGCACAAGUGGCAAUACGGCCGGUGGCAGGCCUAUUGUUCCAACCUCAGUUGGUCUCAAUACCAAUCAUCCUGAUCACAGUUACAAAAUUAGCCUUCUUCAAGAUUUUUCAACUAGGGAUUGCACUGGGAGGUAGCUCUUGGAUGACAUGUGCACACAUUGGUGUGUAGAACCCUUCAUGAUGACCCAAAUUUGGUUAAAGAAUGAAUAGCUAGUCCAAGCCAAUUACUCUCACGGAUUCUAGAUGUACCCGACUUCCUUUAAUCUGAGUUGCAUUUGGAGGUUCGGAGUAGAUUUUAUUUGUGCUCCUAAUAAAGUAGACUGCUCAACAGAACUUUUGAAUUCCUUUUACUUUUAUUCUCUAAAACAGAGUAGUGCAGAAGAAUUAAUGAGUAAAUUUGAACAUAUUGAUUAUUAUAUGCAUGUUAUUGUUAAAUUGUUUCUGCAAUACGGCCGCUCUUUGAACUUUCUGUGGUGUGUUUGGAAGGUUGGAUCCUUUGGGACUUGACUAUCAGUUUAUCAAAUAAACUUUGAAAUCCAGAUUCUUCUGUA